Mandrillus leucophaeus (drill) is the source of this 7567-nucleotide messenger RNA. RefSeq names its product KIAA0100 ortholog (gene BLTP2). NCBI's taxonomy places the organism in Eukaryota, Metazoa, Chordata, Mammalia, Primates, Cercopithecidae. The transcript has 40 exons. Bases 426 to 6947 code for a protein of 2173 amino acids. The record is from RefSeq and is a predicted model, not a curated record.
GGCUCUCUGUCACCGGGAGUGGGUGGGCCAUUUCUUGUUCUCUCUCCCGCUCUCGGGAGCUUUCGUCCCGUGGGUGCGAACGGUAACCGAAGCGGCUCAGGAAGGCAGCUGUUACUGAGCCCCUGGAACAGAGCGAGAGUAUCGUAGUGGGCAGCAGUCAGUGACAGGUGUAACCUCUGUGGAUGACAGCAACAGUUACUGGAGGAUACGGGGGAAGACUGCCACAGUGUGUGAGAGGGGAACCCCCAUCAAGUGUGGCCAGCCCAUCCGGUUGACACAUGUCAACACUGGCCGAAACCUCCAUAGUCACCACUUCACUUCACCUCUUUCUGGAAACCAGGAAGUGAGUGCUUUUGGUGAGGAAGGUGAAGGUGAUUAUCUGGAUGACUGGACAGUACUCUGUAAUGGACCCUACUGGGUGAGAGAUGGUGAGGUGGCUUGUGGUCCGGUUGGCCACCAAGUGGUGUCAGCGGAAGCUGCAGGCGGAGCUAAAGAUUGGCUCCUUCCGCUUUUUUUGGAUCCAGAAUGUCAGUCUUAAGUUUCAGCAACACCAGCAAACAGUGGAAAUUGAUAACCUGUGGAUUUCCAGCAAACUCCUUAGCCAUGAUCUUCCACACUAUGUGGCAUUGUGCUUUGGAGAAGUGCGUAUCAGAACGGACCUACAGAAAGUUUCUGGCCUGUCUGCCCCAUUCUCCCAGAGUGCUGGGGUGGAUCAAAAGGAACUGUCCUUCAGCCCAUCCUUAUUGAAGAUCUUCUGCCAACUAUUCUCCAUUCAUGUAGAUGCUAUAAACAUCAUGGUUCUCAAGGUGGAUACUUCUGAGUCCUUAUGGCAUAUUCAGAUCAGUAGAAGCAGAUUUCUUUUGGAUAGUGAUGGGAAAAGGCUAAUCUGUGAGGUGAGCUUAUGUAAGAUCAACAGCAAAGUUCUAAAGAGUGGUCAGCUGGAGGACACCUGCCUAGUGGAGCUCUCACUGGCCCUGGACCUGUGUCUAAAGGUGGGCAUUAGCAGUCGGCAUCUCACGGCUAUCACUGUGGAUGUGUGGACACUCCAUGCUGAGCUGCAUGAGGGCCUCUUCCAGAGCCAAUUGCUGUGCCAGGGCCCAAGCCUAGCAUCUAAGCCUGUUCCCUGUUCAGAGGUGACAGAGAACUUGGUUGAGCCAACUCUGCCUGGCCUGUUCCUCCUUCAGCAGCUGCCAGACCAGGUCAAGGUUAAGAUGGAGAACACAAGCGUGGUAUUGUCCAUGAAUAGUCAAAAGAGGCACCUGACUUGGACUCUGAAGCUGCUGCAGUUUCUGUACCACCGUGAUGAGGAUCAGCUGCCCCUUCGAAGCUUCACAGCAAACUCCGAUAUGGCACAGAUGAGCACUGAACUCCUGCUGGAAGAUGGGUUGUUGCUGUCCCAGAGUCGCCAGCGCAUUGUCUGCCUCAGCUCCCUCAAGGCUAGUGUGCAGGUGACCACCAUUGACCUCUCAGCCUCCCUAGUUCUGAACACUUGCAUCAUUCACUACCGGCACCAGGAAUUCUCUCACUGGCUGCACCUGCUAGCACUGGAAACCCAAGGGUCUAGUUCACCUGUUCUUAAGCAAAGGAAAAAAAGAACCUUCCCCCAAAUCCUGGCUCCCAUCAUCUUUAGCACCUCCAUCUCCAAUGUCAACAUUUCCAUUCAACUUGGAGAUACACCGCCUUUUGCCUUGGGAUUCAAUUCUGUCUCUCUGGAUUACCAGCACCUCAGGCCACAAAGCAUCCAUCAGCGGGGUGUCCUGACUGUAGACCACCUCUGCUGGCGUGUGGGCAGUGACUCCCACAUUCAGCGGGCACCACACCCACCCAAUAUGCAUGUUUGGGGUGAGGCGCUUGUUCUGGACUCCUUCACGCUACAGGGUAGCUAUAACCAGCCUCUGGGCCUGUCCAGCACCCAGUCAGAUACCCUCUUUCUUGAUUGUACCAUUCGAGGACUUCAGGUGGAAGCAUCAGAUACCUGUGCCCAGUGUCUGUCUCGUAUCUUAUCCCUGAUGGGUCCACAAUCUGGGAAGUCAGCUGUCUCUAGGCACUCUUCAUUUGGGGAAUCUGUGUCAUUACUGUGGAAAGUGGACUUGAAGGUCGAAGACAUGAAUUUGUUCACCCUUUCUGCCUUGGUUGGUGCUUCAGAGGUACGACUGGACACCCUGACUAUCCUGGGCAGUGCAGAGACCUCCACUGUGGGAAUUCAAGGACUUGUGUUAGCGCUGGUGAAAUCAGUCACAGAAAAGAUGCAACCCUGUUGCAAGGCCCCUGACAUCCCUACCCCAGUGCUCAGCCUUUCCAUGAUCUCCAUCACCUAUCACAGCAGCAUCCGCUCUCUGGAGGUUCAGUGUGGUGCAGGGCUGACCUUACUUUGGAGUCCCCCAGAUCACAUGUACCUGUACCAGCAUAUCCUGGCCACUCUACAGUGCCGAGACCUACUAAGAGCCACUGUGUUUCCUGAGACUGUACCAUCCCUUGCAUUAGAGACUUCAGGAACCAUUUCUGAGCUAGAAGGCCGUGCCCCUGAACCAUUACCCCCAAAGCGGCUGCUAAACCUAACCCUGGAGGUGAGCACAGCCAAACUCACAGCUUUUGUAGCUGAGGAUAAGUUCAUUACCCUGGCUGCAGAGAGUGUGUCACUGAGCCGGCAUGGAGGUUCCUUGCAGGCAUACUGUCCUGAGCUGGCAGCUGGCUUUGAUGGCAAUAGUAUCUUCAACUUCAAGGAGGUGGAGGUGCAGCUGCUGCCUGAGCUGGAAGAGAUGAUCCUCCACCGGAACCCCUUCCCUGCGCUGCAGACCCUCCGGAACCGUGUUUGGCUUCUCUCCCUCGGCUCAGUCUCAGUGGAGUUUCCUUAUCAGUAUGACUUUUCUCGAACUCUAGAUGAGGCUGUGGGAGUUCAGAAGUGGCUGAAGGGACUGCAUCGAGGGACUCAUGCUUGGGCCUCUCCAGGCCCUGUCCCGCUCCCACCUGAUCUACUCUUAAAGGUUCAGCACUUCUCAUGGGUUUUCUUGGAUGAUAUUUUUGAGGUGAAACUUCAUGAUAACUAUGAGCUGAUGAAGGAUGAAAGUAAGGAGAGUGCCAAAAGACUGCAGCUACUGGAUGCCAAAGUGGCCGCCCUUCGGAAGCAGCAUGGGGAGUUAUUGCCUGCCCGCAAAAUUGAGGAGCUCUAUGCCUCUUUGGAACGCAAAAACAUUGAAAUCUACAUCCAGCGUUCCCGUCGUCUCUAUGGCAACACACCCAUGCGCCGGGCACUGCUCACUUGGAGCUUAGCAGGGCUAGAGCUGGUAGCUCUGGCAGAUGCCUCUUUCCACGGUCCUGAGCAUGUGGUAGAACAGGUUCAAGAGCUUGAUCCAGGCAGCCCUUUUCCCCCUGAGGGAGUAGAUCUUGUCAUUCAGUGGUGUCGAAUGCUCAAGUGCAAUGUCAAGACCUUUCUGGUUCGGAUCAGAGACUAUCCACGGUACCUGUUUGAGAUCCGUGACUGGCGGCUGAUGGGUCGACUUGUGGGCACCGAGCAGAGUGGUCAGCCUUGCUCCCGUCGGCGUCAGAUCUUGCACUUGGGGCUUCCGUGGGGUAACGUGGCAGUGGAGAGGAACAUGCCCCCACUCAAAUUCUACCAUGACUUCCACUCGGAAAUAUUCCAGUACACAGUGGUAUGGGGCCCAUGCUGGGAUCCAGCCUGGACACUGAUUGGCCAGUGUGUGGACCUCUUGACCAAGCCCUCAGCUGACCCCAGCCCACCUUUGCCCUGGUGGGACAAGAGCCGUCUUUUGUUCCAUGGAGACUGGCACAUGGACAUUGAACAGGCGAACCUGCACCAGCUGGCCACUGAGGAUCCAUACAACACAACUGAAAAUAUGCACUGGGAGUGGAGCCACCUGUCUUUUCAUUGGAAACCUGGUCAGUUUGUGUUCAAGGGUGACUUGGAUAUCAACGUGAGAACAGCCUCUAAGUAUGACGACUGCUGCUUCCUUCACCUGCCUGACCUCUGCAUGACACUGGACCUGCAGUGGCUGUGCCAUGGGAACCCCCAUGAUCACCAUAGUGUCACUCUGCGGGCCCCAGAGUUCCUGCCUGAGGUGCCCUUGGGCCAGCUUCAUGACUCCUACCGGGCCUUUCGCUCGGAGAACCUCAAUCUCUCCAUCAAGAUGGAUCUGACUCGGCACAGUGGAAGUGAGGCUUGGGCCUGGGGUAGUGGGGAGGAAGGGCUGGGAGGUGUUAUGCUCUCUUGUUGCCAGGUACAUUAUUGGGCCUCAUUUGCCCAGCAACGGGGCAUCCAGAUUGAGUGCAGUCAGGGCCAUGUCUUUACUCGGGGGACUCAGCGGCUUAUACCUCAAGCAGGCACAGUAAUGCGGCGCCUUAUCUCUGAUUGGAGUGUUACCCAGAUGGUGAGUGACCUAAGUCAGGUGACCGUUCACCUGAUGGCCUCACCCACUGAAGAGAAUGCUGAUCACUGUCUUGAUCCUUUGGUAACAAAGACCCACCUGCUGAGCUUAUCCUCCCUCACCUACCAACGGCAUAGCAAUCGCACAGCUGAGGAGGAGCUCUCUACUCGUGAUGGGGAUCCUACCUUUCAUACACAUCAGCUGCACUUAGUAGAUUUACGGAUUUCCUGGACAACUACUAAUCGAGACAUUGCCUUUGGGUUAUAUGAUGGCUACAAAAAGGCAGCUGUACUCAAACGUAAUCUCUCUACGGAGGCCCUGAAGGGGUUAAAGAUUGAUCCACAGAUGCCAGCCAAAAAGCCAAAGCGGGGUGUCCCAAGUAGUGCCUCAGCCCCACCUCGUGCUAACACUCCCAGCUUCAGUGGACAGCCUGAUAAGGGGUCAUCAGGAGGUGCUUACAUGUUGCAGAAACUAAUUGAAGAGACAGACAGGUUUGUAGUGUUCACAGAAGAGGAAUCAGGCAUGAGUGACCAGUUGUGUGGCAUUGCUGCCUGCCAGACGGAUGACAUAUACAACCGAAACUGCCUUAUUGAACUGGUCAACUGUCAGAUGGUUCUUCGUGGAGCAGAGACAGAAGGCUGUGUCAUUGUGUCAGCUGCCAAAGCCCAACUGCUGCAGUGCCAGCACCAUCCAGCCUGGUAUGGUGAUACAUUGAAGCAAAAGACAUCCUGGACUUGCCUCUUGGAUGGCAUGCAGUACUUUGCCACCACUGAGAGCAGCCCCACGGAGCAGGAUGGCCGACAGCUCUGGUUAGAGGUGAAGAAUAUCGAGGAGCACCGGCAGCGUAGUUUGGACUCUGUGCAGGAGCUGAUGGAGAGUGGGCAGGCAGUGGGCGGCAUGGUUACCACAACCACAGAUUGGAACCAGCCAGCUGAAGCACAACAAGCCCAGCAAGUCCAGCGGAUCAUUUCGCGUUGCAGCUGCCGAAUGUACUAUAUUAGUUACAGCCAUGACAUUGAUCCUGAACUAGCAACUCAGAUUAAGCCACCUGAAGUUCUUGAGAACCAGGAAAAGGAAGAUCUCCUAAAGAAGCAGGAAGGGGCUGUGGAUACCUUCACCCUUAUCCACCAUGAGCUGGAAAUUUCCACCAACCCAGCUCAGUAUGCCAUGAUCCUGGAUAUUGUCAACAACUUGCUGCUCCACGUAGAACCUAAGCGGAAGGAGCAUAGUGAGAAGAAGCAACGGGUCAGGUUCCAGCUUGAGAUCUCUAGCAAUCCAGAGGAGCAACGCAGCAGCAUACUGCAUUUGCAGGAGGCUGUGCGGCAGCAUGUGGCCCAAAUACGACAGCUUGAGAAGCAGAUGUAUUCUAUCAUGAAGUCUUUGCAGGAUGACAGUAAGAAUGAGAAUCUGCUUGACCUGAACCAGAAGCUUCAGUUGCAGUUAAACCAGGAGAAGGCCAACCUGCAGCUGGAAAGUGAAGAACUGAAUAUCCUCAUCAGGUGUUUUAAGGAUUUCCAACUGCAGCGGGCUAACAAGAUGGAGCUGCGAAAGCAGCAAGAAGAUGUGAGUGUGGUCCGUCGCACUGAGUUUUACUUUGCUCAGGCACGGUGGCGCCUGACAGAGGAAGAUGGACAGCUGGGAAUUGCUGAAUUAGAACUGCAGAGGUUCCUCUACAGCAAGGUGAAUAAAUCUGAUGACACAGCAGAACAUCUUCUGGAGUUGGGCUGGUUUACUAUGAACAACCUCCUCCCCAAUGCUGUCUAUAAGGUAGUACUGCGGCCCCAGAGCUCCUGCCAGUCUGGGCGACAGCUAGCUCUCCGCCUCUUCAGCAAAGUUCGGCCCCCUGUUGGGGGUAUCUCUGUUAAGGAGCAUUUUGAGGUAAAUGUGGUGCCUCUCACCAUCCAGCUGACACACCAGUUCUUCCAUAGAAUGAUGGGCUUUUUCUUUCCUGGCCGAAGUGUGGAAGAUGAUGAAGUUGGUGAUGAAGAGGAUAAGUCCAAACUGGUGACUACUGGAAUACCAGUGGUGAAGCCUCGGCAGCUGAUUGCAACAGAUGAUGCAGUACCACUGGGCCCUGGGAAGGGUGUGGCACAGGGUUUGACUCGGAGUUCUGGGGUCAGAAGGUCAUUUCGCAAAUCUCCAGAGCACCCUGUGGAUGACAUUGACAAGAUGAAAGAGCGAGCUGCCAUGAACAACUCCUUCAUCUACAUAAAGAUUCCACAGGUUCCACUGUGUGUCAGCUACAAGGGUGAGAAGAACAGUGUGGACUGGGGUGACCUUAACCUGGUGCUGCCCUGUCUGGAGUACCACAACAACACAUGGACAUGGCUAGACUUUGCCAUGGCUGUCAAAAGGGACAGCCGCAAAGCCCUGGUUGCCCAGGUGAUCAAAGAGAAGCUAAGACUGAAGCCUGCAACAGGCUCUGAGGUCCGGGGAAAGCUAGAAACUAAAUCGGAUCUGAACAUGCAACAGCAGGAAGAGGAGGAGAAAGCCCGGCUCCUCAUUGGUUUAAGUGUGGGCGACAAGAACCCUGGCAAGAAGUCCAUCUUUGGCAGGCGCAAAUGAUUUGGCGAUUCGAGUGGCUACAGUACAGGAUCUGACUCUGGCUCAGGCUCCAGGGACUUGUGGGGUGGGAGGGGCUUCCCUUUAUCCACCAGGAUUUGUGGGUGUCAGAGCCCAUAGGCAUUGCUGUUCACCACCUGCCCUGUUCACUGCAGGGCAUGGUGGACAGUAAUGCUGAGUUCCAUCUCACGCUGAUCAGGUUCAGGGCCAGAGAGACAACAAGAGAGCAAGACCCAGGGAACGGGCCCAGGGCAGGACCCUAUUCCUUGGGGUCAAGUGAAAGGGUAGGGGGAUAGUCCUGAUCAAGUGUGAUAAAUUUUUAUAAACAUAUAUAAAUAUAUAUAUUAUAUAUAUUUCUAAGUGUAACUGUCCUCCCUCUGUGCCAGGAAACAGGGGAGGGGGCUGAUCCUCUGAUCCUCACUCCACUGCCAUGUAUGAAAGAGGUAUUGGUGUUCUGAGCGGCGAUCAACCCCUCCCCAGUCUCUGUGCUAAGUUCACUUGGGAGGAUGGCAGUAGGAGCCAGGGCUGGCCAUGGGUCCCCUACCCUUCCCCCUAGGAUAUGCCCUGGAAAAUGGCAAAAUGAUUUAAAGAGAAAAAAAAAGAUAUUUUAAAUUUGAUGCUCA